Messenger RNA from Ambispora gerdemannii, 205 nucleotides. Lineage: Eukaryota; Fungi; Glomeromycota; Glomeromycetes; Archaeosporales; Ambisporaceae. The record is from the annotation of a GenBank genome assembly.
AUGUCUGAUAUCACUGAAAUUAUAGAGUUCAUUAAAGAGAGAGUAAGACCUUGUUUUGACAGUAUUCCAGCAAAUGAAUUGAGGAUUUGGAAAUUAAAAUACAUGCUGAAAAUAUCAAAGAACAAAUUAUUCAAAACUGUUGGAAAAUAUAUUAAUGAAUCACCCACUAGCAAUGACAUCUGUAUAAUCGUACAAGCAUUCACUG